Molecule: messenger RNA, 3324 nt
Organism: Penicillium digitatum Pd1
Lineage: Eukaryota; Fungi; Ascomycota; Eurotiomycetes; Eurotiales; Aspergillaceae
Source: RefSeq, a predicted model, not a curated record
AUGAAGCAGAGAUUCUCGUCUUUGGACGUCAAGGUCAUCACGCAAGAAUUGGCGUCAGAGUGUGUCAACCUCCGAGUGUCCAACAUCUACGACCUGUCCUCGCGUAUAUUUCUUUUCAAACUCGCUAAACCGGACCACCGGCGUCAACUCAUUAUUGACUCCGGUUUUCGCACUCAUGUCACUCAGUAUACGCGAACUACGGCAACCACACCCUCGCCCUUUGUGACCCGUCUCCGAAAAUAUCUGAAGUCUCGCCGAAUUACGGGAAUCUCUCAAAUCGGAACAGAUCGCAUCAUCGAAAUUUCUUUCAGCGAUGGCGCAUAUCACAUCUUCCUCGAAUUCUUCGCCGGUGGUAACAUCAUCUUGACAGACCGCGAGUACAAUAUUCUUGCUUUCUUCCGCCAAGUUGCUGCUGGUGUGGGUCAGGAAGAGAUCAAGGCUGGACUCAAGUACACUGUGUCGAAUAAACAGAAUUAUGAUGGGGUUCCGGACAUCACAGCGGAUCGAGUUUUGCAAACUCUGGAAAAGGCACAGGGGCUUUCUGCCCAAGAGGGAAACGCACCCAAAAAAUUCAAAAAAAAGGGAACGGAUGUUUUGCGAAAAGCAUUGUCGCAAGGCUUUCCUGAAUAUCCUCCUCUGCUCCUCGACCACGUCUUUGCGAUCAAGGAAUUUGAUACCACAACGCCGCUGGAUCAAGUAAUAGGGAGCCAAGAUCUGUUGCAGGCCGUAAAAGAGGUGCUAGAAGAAUCGCGGCGAGUUUCCAACACCUUUGACUCUGGCGCUAGCCAUCCUGGCUACAUUGUUGCAAAAGAAGACACGCGACCCAUCCCGGAAGGAGAGACUUCAUCAAAGGCCGCGGGCCUGCUUUACGAAGACUUUCAUCCUUUCAAACCUCGACAGUUUGAAAAUAAACCAGGAAUAAAGAUCCUAGAGUUCGAGCGCUUCAAUGCCACAGUCGACGAGUACUUUUCAUCUCUUGAAUCUCAGCGACUCGAGUCGCGAUUGACAGAGCGCGAGGAGGCAGCCAAGAAGAAGCUCGAAUCCGUGCGAUUCGAGCACAAAAAGCGGAUUGAUGAGCUCAAGAACGUACAAGAGCUUCACAUCCGCAAAGCGAAUGCUAUUCAGGACAAUGUAUACCGAGUUCAGGAGGCAAUGGAUGCUGUCAAUGGACUGGUGGCCCAGGGAAUGGACUGGGGUGAAAUUGCGCGCCUGAUUGAGAUGGAACAGGAUCGCGGCAAUCCAGUGGCGCAGAUCAUCAAAUUGCCCCUCAAAUUGUACGAAAAUACAGUCAGCCUACUUCUUGGAGAGGCCGGCGACGACGAGGAUGAAGAGGAGGAGUUUUCUAGCAGCGAUGAAUCAGACUCCGAUUCAGAGAACGAAGCAGAUCAAGAGACAAGCAGUGCGGAACGAGAGUCUAAGCUUUUGACCAUUGACAUUGACCUUGGUUUGAGCCCAUGGGCGAAUGCAUCACAAUACUAUGAUCAGAAGAAGCAAGCCUCAGAGAAGGAACAAAGGACAACCCAGUCGUCUACGAAGGCACUGAAGAGUCACGAGAAGAAGGUGACGACCGAGCUGAAGCGAGGCUUGAAGAAAGAGAAGCAAGUGCUUCGACAGGCUCGGACGCCAUUCUGGUUUGAGAAAUUUGUCUUUUUCAUUUCUUCGGAGGGCUACUUGGUUAUAGGGUACGUGAUUCCAUUGAACACUGUUCUACGACAUACUAAUCCCAGCAGUGCACGUGAUGCUAUGCAAAGUGAAUUGCUCUACCGGCGUUAUUUGUCGAAGGGCGAUAUCUUUGUGCACGCUGACCUCGAAGGUGCGACGCCAAUAGUGGUGAAGAACCGAGCCGGCAGUGCAGACGCACCAAUCUCUCCAAGCACAUUAUCUCAAGCUGGCAACCUUUGCGUCGCGACUUCCACUGCUUGGGAUUCAAAGGCUGUCAUGUCUGCUUGGUGGGCGCAUGCUCAUCAGGUAUCCAAAAUCGCAGAGAACGGCAGCGGAAUAAUGCCCACGGGUGUUUUCCAAAUCAAGGGAGAGAAGAACUUCUUGGCGCCAUCGCAACUGGUGCUUGGAUUUGGCAUCAUGUUCCAAGUCAGCCAAGAAAGCGUUCGGAACCAUAAGCAGCGAUUCGACACAUCUGACAUUCCACUAGCCGCUAUACCUCCUGCAGAUGAGACUGAGGCUUCUGAGCUGAAGGACUUCUUGGAGCCAGAAGCCCAAUGGCAGACAGAGGCCAACGAAGACGCAGAAAAGGGAAAUGAGGCAUCUGAAGAGGAGGAUGAAGAUGAGAAAGCCGCCUCCCGAAACCCUCUCCAGCGAAGCAAUUCCGAGCUUUUUACCUCUCAACCAACUCAAGAAUCGGAGUCUAGGUCCGACCCGGAAGAAGAGGUAAAGGAUGAACUUGAGCAAGAAGUUGCAGAGGAUCAGCCGGAGGAAGAAGAAGAGGAAGAGGAAGAAGAAGAAGCCAAAUCAACAGCAGGUCAAAAUCCUGCACCUGGGCAAAAUGAAGAACCGAACUUGAACGCUCGAGAGCGACGUACCUUGCGACAAGGCAAGUCGCUUGACCGUCCCGGCGAGGAAGAAUCAGCUGCACCACGCAUCGCCCCUACUCGCGGUAAGCGGGCGAAGGACAAGCGCGCUGCUGCCAAGUAUGCUAAUCAGGACGAGGAUGAGCGAGAACUUGCUCUUCGGUUAGUGGGUGCUAACAAGGGCAAGGCCGCAAAGGCGGCCAAGGCAGCUGAGGCCAAGGAACAGCGUGAACGAGAGGCUGAGGCGCAAAGGCAACGACGACGGGCCCAACAUGAGCGCGCUGCCGAAGCCGAGCGCAAACGGCAGGCCCAGUUUACGGAAAAUGGAACGGACGAUUACAGCGAGGAGACAGCUGCCGCAGAAGCUUCGGAUCUCACUUGGAUUCCAGCCCUGGUGGGUACACCAACUACGGAUGAUGAAAUAAUUGCUGCUAUUCCUGUAUGCGCCCCAUGGGCUGCCCUUGGACGCUACAAGUACAAAGUCAAACUGCAGCCAGGCACUGUAAAGAAGGGCAAGGCCGUCAAGGAGAUCAUUGGUCGGUGGGUGUCCGAGACCACCACCGGGAAGGUUAAGAAGGAGCACGCCGAAGAUGUCGGGAUCUCUCGUGUCGACGCUGAGCGUCUCCGGGAACGGGAGGGAGAGCUCAUCAAGAGCUGGAAAGAUACUGAGAUUAUCAACACUAUGGUUGUGGGCAAGGUGCGCAUCAUGACUGCAGGAGCUGGAAGCGGCGGUGGGGGUGAUAAGGGCAAGGGCAAAGGUGGAAAGGGUGGCGGAGGUGGUAAGGGUAAGAAGAAGUGA